GCCGCCAAGCGGUAGCGGUCGACGCGGAAGGAGGAACGAGCGCCGCGCCGAUGAGAGCGCACGCGGGAAGGGCGGCUGCGUGAUCACGUGCCGACGCUCGGCUGGCUUCGGCGCGGCGGGUGGUGUUGGGAGCAGCAGCGGCAUCGAGACAAGCGAACCACGACGCGAUGGCGUGCGAUACGAGGGAUGGCUCGCUUCGCUACCGCCAGAAAGGCACCAACGGCGUGCACCAGCCACCCUGGAACGGAGUCCUCCAAGACGGCGGCAGCUACGUCACAUCUCAAGCAAACGGCCAGCGGCUGCCGCUAGCCAGGCAUCAAAAGCGGCUGCUCGGUUUAAUGUUCUACGCGUGCCUUCUGGUGUUCUACCUCGGAACGGCGCUGCUGGUGCGCCGCCUGCAACUGUCUCUACCGGACGCCGUAUCCACGGACCUUGCCGACGACGGACGCGUGUUUGUGGGCGCCAGGGCGAGGCAGCGGCUCGCCAAACUGGUGGCGAUCGGCCAGCGCACGGUCGGCAGCCUUGAGAACGAGGCGAUCGCCGUGGACUACCUCGUGCGCGAGUUGGAGCAGCUCAGGAAGCGGGCGCGACCCGCGCACAAGCUCGAGUUUGAAGUGCAGAAGGCGAACGGCUCCUUUUUUCUUGACUUCAUCGACGGCUUCACCUCGAGCUACCGAGGCAUCCAGAACGUGAUCGCGCGCCUGGCGCCCAGGGAUCCUCCGCCGGCGGUCGAUCAGAGGCAUUCCUUGCUCGUCAACUGUCACUACGACACAGCGCCAGGCAGCCCAGGUGCCAGCGAUGAUUCCAUUGGUUGUGCCAUUAUGCUGGAGAUCCUUCACGUCCUUUCAAGGAGGAAAGAACCACUGCCCCAUCCCAUCAUUUUCCUGUUUAAUGGAGCAGAAGAAAACAUCCUGCAGGGUUCACACGGUUUUAUCACGCAACACAAAUGGGCAAAGGAGGUGGCUGCUUUUGUGAACCUGGAAGCCUGCGGUGCGGGUGGCAAGGAACUGCUCUUCCAAGCAAGCCCCAGUGAUCCAUGGUUGGUAAAAGCAUACGUUGAUGGUGCUGUGAGACCAUUUGGCUCCAUCGUUGCAGAAGAAGUCUUUCAAAGUGGCCUUAUCCCUUCUGACACAGAUUUUCGCAUCUUCAGAGAUUUUGGAGGCAUACCAGGCCUUGAUUUUGCCUUUGCCAAAAAUGGCUACGUGUACCAUACAAAGUAUGACAACAUGGACUACAUCCCAGACGGCUCAAUUCAGCAUGCAGGUGACAACAUUCUGGGUCUCAUCCUUAAGAUCCUGGAGGCACAAGAAUUCAGUGAUGGCAACUCUGUGGGAGCCAGUGGAGACACAAACACCAUUCGUGCUGUGUACUAUGACUUCCUUGGCAUUUUCAUGGUGAACUACUCGGUCGCUGUGAGCAGUAUCAUGGUCAAGUUAAUCAUCAUCAUCUCACUUGUUUCCAUGGCUAUGCGGAUGAAAGCUUCUGCGACUGGGGGACGAGAGCUGCACCGGCGGGAACUGGCUCUGCAAGUGUGGGGGCGGAUUCAGGCCCUCCUGGUGACAGUGUGCAGCUGGGGACUCGGCCUCAUGGCCUGCGUGCUUGUGGCCUUGACGCUGACGGCGACUAGGAGCACUAUGUCCUGGUACAAGCAACCGUACCUGGUGCUGGGACUCUACUACAGCACUAUGAUUGCCACCCUCAUGGCUUGCCACUGGGGCCUCACAGUGAUACGUCGCAGGAAUCUCAAGCCAUUCACCACGGGGCUGAAGGUUCUGGGUGAAAGCGAGGAAUGCGAUGACUGGGACGUACUCGAGCGGUACCUGGAUGCCACCCAGCUGCUGUGGCUGGCAUUGGUGUUCUGGUUGUCGUCCAAGAACAUACUAAGUUAUUACAUCCCGAACCUUUGGGCCGUCUGCACAGGCACAGUUGUGUCCGUACUUUCCCACUGGACAUUGGGCAUGGGCCGAAAAGGUGAGAAAAGAGGCCUUAUGGUGGCUAUUUUGGGUGCCGUAUUCCUUCCACUGCUCCUCACUGUCUACCUGAGCUUUAACAUCCACAUGGCCAUUGUGCCCAUCAUGGGCCGCAAUGGCACCCUGGACAACCCCGAGAUUGCAGUGGCAAUCAUGUCGGGCAUCCUUGCCAUUGCCUGCACGUCAUUCGUGGUGCCACUCACACACGUGUCACGUGAUGGCUGGAAGCCCAUAGCCGUCCUUUCUGGGUUUGUUGCAUUAAGUAUGCUGGUCGCCAUGAGCCCAUUGGGAUUUCCAUUCUCUGCUGCCCCAGGAGAAGUGGCCCCACAACGAAUGCUGCUUUUUAAUGUGGAGCGAAAGUUUUACGACAGGCACCAGAAGAUGGUUAACCAAGAUGCAGGAGUGUGGGCCGUCCCGCUUGACUUCAAUGGUCCACGCACUAUUCGGCAGCAUAUAGGAACAAAGCGCAAGAUAAGAGAAGUGGACUGUAGUGAGCAUGUCUACUGUGGUAUGCCAUAUUACUUUCCGGUCAUCACAAAGCUGAAAGAGACCUUCUAUGUUGACUUUCCUGGGCCCAUCUUUGACAAGGGGAGAACAUUUCGUCUUCUAUCUCGAAACAUCACUAAGGCCAAUGUGAUAAUGCUCAGCUUUGAAUUCACAGGACCCAGCCACAUGGGUCUGAUCAUCUCUCCCUGGAAAGGCGUAAGUAUCAGCCGCUGGUCCUUCACCUCUGACACGCCGCACAAAGGUAUCGAGUGGAAGAACAGGGACACCAAGUUUGUCUACCUUUCUCAAGGAGUUGACAUGGGACCUUGGAACGUUUGGCUCGAGCUGCAGCUACCCCAUGGCUACCCAGCAGACAAGUCCACCGUGGACAUCGCUUUCCACACAUAUCGCCUUCAGAAGUCUGAGCACAGGCAGCCAGCCUUCAUAAACUUCCUCAACGAGUUGCCAGAAUGGAUUCACGCCACUGCAUGGACAUCAAGCUCAGACUUCUAUGUCUUCUGAAGCAGCUGCAUUCCACAGGGUGGUCAGUGGGUUGGGGGGUAGAGAUUGGUAUGACGUUUUUCAUUAUCUUGAAGAUUCCAAAUGCACGACCACUGCGAGGAACUCUGCGCAUUGGCCGUCCACAAGAUUUGGAUGCCGGGCACUUCUCGUGUGGAACAUGCAACAGCUGUACCAUGAGUUAAAUUAUCAGGCUGGUAUGAACCUGAAGACGUUCUGCUACUGGAUGUUGUCUUGUCAAGAGGGCUGGCAUAUGGUGCCACCUGCAAGGGCACAUUUGUUGUUUGUUCUAAGUAGGCCUCUGCUUGGCAAACACUACCUGCUACAGUGGGCAAAAAUGUGCAUAUAUAGAGAAAGAUUUUAGGGCAUCAGCUUGUCGCCGGCACUCUAGUUUGCCAUUGACAGUGUGCUGUGCUGCAAAACAUAUAAACACUCCUAAUGUGCAGAGUAAUCAUGCAUAACAUAUACAACAGUCACUUAAUAUGUGACUGCACAUAGAGGUGAAACAUCCUGGGUGACAGUAUCUUGCAGUUUCAGGUGAACUAAAAUGAAAUGCUUAACUGCAGUGUGUUUUGAAUGUGCAAACAAAAAAUAUUUUUAAGGUAACAGUCUGAAAUUCCUGAUGCAGUAGUCAAAUAACUCCACUUGCAACUCGUUCUUGAAGUUUACAAGGAGAGGUCUCUUAGAACAGUGUGUCCACAACAAUAUUCUUUACAUGUUUUUUGUUAGCCAGGGUGUCGCGUAAGGCUUUGCAUUCUGUAGGUUGUUCUGUUUGGCCAAGCUGUUAUCAUGAGGGGACCAUUUCACAUUAUUCUGAAAAGCACUGCAAGUUCCUUGCUGUUGAAUCUGUGGGAUUGUUCUUGUUCCUCAGCAUUCAAUGCUUUUUCUUUGAAAAAGAACUUGCAACAUCACAUUCACACUGCUUCUUGCAAUACCACCUUUUACUGUUUGGUUGGCCAUUUAGAAGGACAUACUUAAGUUUGAACAAAGGUUGCCAGAGUUUGUGCAUGUGUUCUCAAGGUUGCAGUGUUGUGGGGAAGGCUAGGGCAUUUAUAUGUGCAAGCAAUGCCAAAUUAUGCACAGCUGUUGUGUACUAAGGUGCAAUGUUCUAGGAACAUUUGGGAGUCCAGGUGCAUUUGUGAGACUGAUAGCCAAGACUGAACUUGUGUGUGUGUGGCUGAUGUUAAGUGUGCAAUUGCAGGAAAGUAAUUUCUGUAACAGGUUUGAUGCACAACUCGUGUAGCUGUAGGAUCAUAAAGGAUAAAGAGCACCCGAUAGGUGCAAAUAUAGCUGAUAAAGUUGAGAAAAUUCAUCAAAUUAGCAUGUGCACUGCCAUUAGCAUGACUCUUACAUUAACAGGUUUUCCCCUUCACAUAAACAGCCCUUUUGGGACUUUGGUCGUGUGCAAUGCAGUUAUGUCAUUUCGAGGGUCACCAUAAAGAGCGUGCAGGUUUUGUGUGUUGGGAACAGAAUGUUGUAUUUCAAAUACAUUAAGCUUAUGAGCAUGCCAUUGUGCAAGCUAUGUGUACAAUGUUAAAAUUUAUCAUAAUCAUUUACACAGCACCAGACGUUAGUUUUUCUAGGCUGCAGUUGUUGACACAUUAUCUACAACUCAGGCAAACUGUUUCAAGCUCUGUGGAGUAGUUCCACAAGAGUUCCUGAAUUUUUUUUAAUCAUGGCAGAAUGCAUUAUCUGAGGAUAAACUUUCUGAACCUUAGUUUUCCAGAAUUUUAAUCAACAUCAAGAUGGCAUAGGUUUGAGUAAAGAUUGCAUUCCAAGACUGUAUCAGCUUGGCUGAAGAUAUAACAGCUUUGUAUGAUGCAUUCCAUAAUUUUUAAAAAUUUUGUUUGCUUAGCUGAAAAUUUUAUAAUUAUGUUUAUUGUAACUUCUUUUAUGUACCUCAAAAGCCAACAUUUUCUUACCAAUUCCAGUGGUUAUGCUAGUCUAUGCUUGAGCAGUGCAUUAAACCAAGCUGUUAGGUGCACAGGGUAGCAUUCACAUUACAUAUUCCCUUAUGCUAUAUCACAAAUGUGUGUUCACAGUUGGUAAAACAACAUUGUAGGAAUCAUUGUCAAACUUGUUGAUUAUGGGUUGCACUGGCCGAUUUGUUAUAUUCCUGAAACAUUGUGCUUGAAGAUAAGAUGCUUUGCAGAAUUUUUUGGAGAAUUUCUCGUUAUUUUAAAUGUGCAUGCUCCAUGUGUGUUAGGUCUUAUACAAUUGCGCUCGUGCCUUCAAUAUGGGUUGUCGCCACACCAUGCUUGUUAUUAGCCACAUUCUAGUCCAUUGCGCCAUGUGAACUGAACUGUUUAAUGAGUGUUUUUUUCUUCUUUCUUUAAGCCCUGGACUAUGCAACAUAUCAUUACACAUGUGUGUAAAAGAACUUGGUUGUGUGGAAAUGCAUGUAAAGUUCUGCAUAAUCUGUAACCUAGUCACAUUGUCAUUCACGAAAAACAGGGGGGUAGAGGAUGGGAUCUGGGUUGCUUAUCCAAAAGAAAUUGUUCAUGAUCCAUCAUGUGUCAUUAAGAAAAAAGACAUCAUCUCAAAGUUGCAUGUGCUGUUCUUGUGGACCAACAUUGUUUAGAUGUUUAUUUACAGUUUACUGUAUUUAUGAAGUGCUGACAGGUACCUACUGUCACAGACUGCACUUAAACUGCCAUGCACUGAAGCAUUCAUGAAGCAGGGAGACACAGGCCAUUACGCUGCCAUCACUACCGCAUCCUUAUUUUAAAACAACUUUUUAGUGGUUUGGUGUAUCAUUUGAAAGCAAGACAAGGACUGCUGGUUUGGACUAAAACACCCUCGCCUUGCCACAGAAGUAAAGCUUCUAUAGAUGCGAAGCUUGUUUUGCAGGUAUGACAUUGUUUUUUUUUAGAAACAACCUUCAGCAUGACAAAGCUGGCUUGAUGAAGGUGCAGGUUUUUAGAUUGAGCAUGGCAUCUAUCACUAAUGACACAGUCUUCAAUGUUUUCUUUUUUUGUUGGGGUAACUUCUCUGUAACAAAUAAGGGAGUGCUUUAUAUGGAGCAGCAGAGUCACGUGAUGAAGCUUAAAGGCCAACUGCAAUGAAGUUUUGUGCCACAUAAGAAGCUUUGUUUCAGAGAGUUUAGAUAUAGAGCAGCCUCCAUGGAAAAUUUUACAAAUGAAAUACAAGUGGAUGUGUCAUGAAAGGCUUGCAAAAGUAGAUGCUUUAGAUGCCGAUACUGAAAAACAUAAUGACAGAAUCCAGCUUGCAAUAAAUGUAGAUGUUAGAUGCAAUGUAGCGAUAAACCUUAUUUACCACCUACGAAACGUGUCACAAAUGAGGUGUGUACUGUAACUAGACUUUUCUCCUGCGCUUCUCUCUGGACAUGCAGUGCCAUCUGGUUGUGGGAUCAUGAAGUCCUUGCGAGCACUGGGCAUUAUUCCUUUGCUGGCUGUGACAAUUCAUGGCACAUCACAUUAAAGCAUCUGGCUGCUGAGCUUGAAUAACCUGUGCAAGGUGCUUUCAUUGAAGAGUAGCACAUACCCAGUGACACAUAUUGAGUGACCCAAGCUGGCUUGAAAGAGGUUUAUUGAAAAGUGGCAUAUACCCUGUACGUUUGUGGCACCGCUUGCUAAAGCAUCUGGCUGCUGUGCUUGAUGAACACAUGUGACACGGAUUUGAUUCCACCUCCACACUGGAGAAAUUUUAAGGGAUCUUAAUGCAUUAGCAUUCUUAGGGUACUUCACACACUUUCUGGAGGUUACGUAUGUAUGUAGUUUGUAUGUUUCUAUCUAAUAAUUUUCCCACCUACCUGGGUCACUGGGCAGUGUGUGGUUGAAUGGGUAGUGCAUCAUGCUGCUGUGCUGAGGAAGCAGGGUUUGAAAUCAACCAUCGGAUCAACUUGGGUCACUAAGAAUGUGGCAAUGUGUACACACGUGCCACUCUUCAACGAACCUCUUUCACGCCGCCAUAGGUCACUGUAGAUGAGGGACUGGGUAGGUACUGCUGUCCGAAGAAACUUUUUGAACAAGGACUUGGAGCACUGGGUAUGUGCCAUUUGGUCUGUGCUGGUCUUCAAUUAACCUCUUUGAUGCCAAAUUGGCUCACUGGGUAUGUACCAGCAAGUGUGCCACUCUUCAAUGAAUGCCUUUGACACCAACAUGGGUAGCUAGGUAUGCGCCACUGUAAAUGUGCCUUAAAUUUCUGCAAUGCUGAGCGGAGUUGAGCCCACAUCUCAAGGGUUCCUCAGGGACAGCAGCCCGACACUUUAGCAGGCUGCACCACAAAUGCACUGGGUACAUGCCACUUUUCAAUGAACGCCUUUCACACCGUUUUAGUGAUCUGUGCCAUGAAUGCACUGGGUAUGUGCCACUGAGUGUGCGGCAAGUGAGGGAACAAAUCUCGGAACUCACAAGCAUUGGUGCGCCACUCUUCUUGUCUCGGAGGCCAUGCACAAACUUCUUGGCAGCACCACUAGAUGGCGCAGCAUGUCAAGAAAUAAGCUAGAGAGAGGAGCUUGGUUGCCACGUCACACAUUUCUGAGUGUUCACAAUGCACCGGUGUGCCAUGCAUUUCGGAGAGCGCGCGCAGACCUUGCGGCGAUGGUGCUAGAUGACACCGAGUGUUCUUAGGGAAGCGCGAAAGAGAAAUCCUGCUGCAGUACAAGCCUCAUACAUAACUCGUUUCCACGAUGGCAAUACAUUGUGUUGCUAUAUUGAUUCAAUGCUAAAAGCAUUACUGUCAGCAGGCAUCGUGAGGUGGGUUCCACAAAAUUAUUAUUGCGAAAGCAUUAUAUGGCCCAUGAGGCAAAAAAUCCGGUGUAGUUGUCUGUGUUGGUAUGACCAAAGCCAUCCAACCCUUAACCUUUGGGGGGAGUCGAACCCAUGACCUUUGCUGUUUAUUAAGGUAAAGUUAGUUAAGGCACUUGAACCCACAACUUUUGGGGGGAGUUGAACCCACACCCUUUGGUGAUAAUUAAGGUUCACUUAAUUAAGGUAGAGCUAAUUAAGGCACUUGAACCCAUUACCUUUGAUGGGAGAUGAACCCACUACUUUUGGUGUUAAGGCAAAGUUAAUUAAGGCACCAAUAAUUAAGGUAGAGUUAGCUUAGACACUCAAACCGACAACUUUUGUUGGGAGUCGUGCCCACGACCUUGCGUGGUACGCACCUUGUGACGAACACCAUUGGUCACGUGACCACAUGACCGCUCGAACUGCACGACUCCACCAGUGGCACCACCAGACAUUGCCGCACUUCUGCUGACAUGGCCACUCGAGUCACAUGGUCACAGUGCUUUCGCAUUCAUCCACAUAAGAAUAACUAAGUGGCCCCUGAAUUUUUUUUUGACGAAUGGCAAUUGCCCAAUGCCCCAAGUUAGUGUGAAAAUAGUCACAUAUGGACAAACAUACAUACUGCAAAGUGGGUGAAGUUCCAUAAGAAUCCUAACCACAUCGAAAUGCUGCCAUUACUGCUCGCCAGAAGUGAUGCAUUAGUCAGAAUGCCCAACUUCUCAGCAUGACCUCCAAGAUAAGGCACCACCCACAGCUUCCUGCAGGGUGCUGAAACAUCUCGGGCGACAUGCUGUAACUUGCAUCAUAUCCGCUCACAGCCAGUUACAUAUAUCAUUACUUAGGUGCUAUUCAAAGGGCGGUAAUAAGAAAAUUAGACAAUCACCAGCCCUGAAGCUUUGCUAAGAUUGCUUCAGUGGUAUAUCAUGUGCUACCAAUUUAGCCAAAGUGAACUUUCGUUGCAGUUGGGCAAUAAGGAGCCUACUUAGGCUGGUGGUAUAGUUUGUAAUUACCCUUUCAGUUUUCCAUUCUUUCUGCUUUUUGCCAUUGGCUCACAAUAAGCCAUGCUCCCAUUAUGGCUAGGAUCAGCGACUUGGCAGGACAGAUAAGGAGCACAAGGAUCAGAGAAACACAGCCAUCACAUAAUACAGCCCCACAUUUUUUUUCUUUGACAGUUUAUCAAUUUUAUAAUAAAUUAUAAUCUAAACCAACUUGAACAAUGCCAUAUUCUACUUUAGAACUACAGACUUUAGCUAUGGACAUUUAAAGCCAGUGGAAGGUGUAUUUGGUAUGGAUAUAUAGAUUAGCACUUAUAGUGGUUCCUACCAUGGCCCUUAGCUAACUUUGUUUUGCAUGAUGCUUUAACAGCAUAUACUCAGAGGGAAAGUCCAGUUUGUGUGUAUGUUUUAAUGCCAGAUCAUUAAUGUUUCCCAAUUAAGUGUGGCCAAAUAUGGUAUGCAGUGCAAUGAGUAAAUGCAAUAACAUAAUAAAGCAUAAUUAUUUUACUUGAAACUCAGUGGCGACCUACUUACUACUGGCAUUACUGCAAUCAUUUCAUAUGACUUGUGCCGUAGAGCACUACUCAACACCCAUCUGUUGAUAUUUCUCUUGUAGUUAGGUUUCGUCCCUCCCAUAUGGAACUCUGUGGGAGUUUCUUGACCAGUGAAGAAAGUAUUGUAAGACACAUUGAGGGCAGAGAGAAUGUGACCAGCGUCCCAAUACUAAAACAUUUCUUUUUCACUUGAUAUGCAUGCAGUGCUUGCCUAGUCAAUGGCCUACAAGAGUGUCAUGAGGUAGUGUUGGCAGCAGGGUUGUCUAGGCUGUUUGGUCUUGUACACAACUAAAAUCUGGUGUGUUGAGUUUCUCCAGGAAGCUGUGAAACUUCAGCACUUCAUAUUCCCAGAGGGCAGCCAUAUGCUGUGAAAGAUAUGAUCUAUUGCUUGUGUAUCAUUGACCUCGACAUUCGGACUUUCUAACCAAACACUUUACUGGAAAGUAAAACUUGGCUUUGUGUAGAAGCUUGACACAAGCCACCCUGCAAAUGUUAUGCUUCAGUGUUUAAGUGGUUGUCUAGAAUGCAACAAAAACAACAAAAGGAAGUCUGUGAUCUACUAAGAGAUAUAUUCAAGGAGUUGUGAUAGUGUUUUGUAAUGCUGUGCCAGUGACAUAGUUGCAAUUGCAUUGUACAACGGCGUGUGCCUUCUAUAUGCCUCUGUUACAAUGCAGAGUCUGCAUGCUUAGAAAUUUUAACUUGAAGCCCAGUGCUGUUCUUAAAGGGGCACUAAAGGCAGAAAUUAGGUCAGGCUAAGCUGAUCGUUAAUGUAAUGCAUAGUACAUAUAACAGGUGGUCUAUUAGAGUAACAGUGAGUGUUGAUAGUUAAUGUAGUGCAUAGGACUGGUAACGAGUUCUCUAUUAGAGUAACAUUAGGUGCCAAGGAAAGAGAAACACAUUUGAGGGUGGCAGAGGAUUAGGUGAUGUGAUGAAGUUACCAAACUUCAUGAUGAUGAAAGUGAUUGUACUAUUAAACAAAAUAUGUUAACAUUGCUAAAUAAUAAACAUUGGAGAAAAGUGGCACUACCGUAAUGUAAAAUGCGGAACCAGCUCCCACUGAUGUGUGUCCACUACAGGCAACAAAUUAAGAGUUGCCAGCGACUGCUCAUUAGGGCAGAUUACGGUAAUUUGAAUAUGAAGGAAAAGCAGCAGCUUGGCCAUCUUGCUAAAGACCUUGCUAAUGCUAUCUCUUCGCACUGGACUGUUAGAACUAUCCAGAGGCACAUUGUGUCCUUUCUGUGCUGUCCUGUAACUUACCAAUGAUGGCAGAGCAUUGCCUCUGAGAUCAUCAGUGCAGCUUAAUGUGCACUGUCUUUUUGCUGGCAAAUUGAAUUCGAGGAGAGAUAUGGCUGCUGUCUUCAAUUGUGAUUUUCCUCUUGGCUAAGUAUUCUUUUGGCACAGAAUGCUCACUAAAGGUAUUGGACAGUGUGCUCUAUAGCCAUUAGUUGACCUAAUGUUUGCCUUUAGCAUCCUUUUGAGUUCUGUAGAAGCCUGUAACAUGUGUCUUAGCCUUACUUAAGCUGGCUGCACUAAUGCAUAGUAGUUACUGCUUGUGUAAGUCGAAGUGUUCAGUGUUCAGCUGUGGCUUGGUCACUAGGCUUCAGCAGACAUAAAGGUAAAAAAUAAUGGUGCAUCUGCGUAGCACCUAGCAUAGCCAGUUUGCAUUGAGCUGGUUGAAGAUAAAUUGCCAUGCAGUGUCUACCAUGGUUUUAGAUUGCAACUAUGAGAGUAACAAGGCUGUUGAGAAAUAAAGGCUUUUUUUCUUUCUGGAA
Molecule: messenger RNA, 11047 nt
Organism: Dermacentor andersoni
Lineage: Eukaryota; Metazoa; Arthropoda; Arachnida; Ixodida; Ixodidae
Product: endoplasmic reticulum metallopeptidase 1-like
Biological process (GO): proteolysis
Molecular function (GO): metalloexopeptidase activity
Source: RefSeq, a predicted model, not a curated record